UUAUUCCAUCCUUUCUAUUUUCUUGAAUAACGAGCUUACAGACAUUUACUUACAUGUAGUUAUCAUAUAGCACGUGUAUCAGUUGAAAUGGAAUUGUUUCAGCUUACUAAUAGUCUGAAGUAUUAAGAACUCAGACAAAGUUCUUUGCCGCACAUAUUUUCUUAUAGAAUAACUACAUAUAUAUCUUCCUAAGUUUAGGGUUGCAGGAUCUGGCCGAAUAAUGUUUCUUAAAAAGGGAAAGUGGAAGCAAAGCAUGAUUUUCAAGGCGUGGGAGCGUUGUCGAUUUUCCAGGCCACACUUGAAGCUAAAAUCACUGUCAGAUAACGAUGAUGAGAAGGGUCAAAUAGCGCCACAUGGUUGUUUUUCGGUGCAUGUUGGACCAGAGAGACAAAGGUUCGUGGUGAAGACGAAAUACGUUAACCACCCACUGUUUCAGAUGCUGCUGGAAGAGGCAGAAGAGGAAUAUGGGUUCGAAAGUGAUGGCCCUAUUUGUCUUCCUUGCAACGUGGAUUUGUUCUACAAAGUGUUGGCGGAGAUGGAUGGUGAAGAAGAAGAGAAUAACAAUAAUAAUAAUAAUAAUAUUAUCGUUGUAACUAAGGUUUUUCCCUUCUUCGUUCUUCCGAGCCCAGCACGUCUUCUUUGUUACAUGAACAAGGAUCAUGCUGCGUACAGCGUUGUGGAUUCGGAAUUGCUGAGGAUAAACCGGUGUUAAUAGUGUCUUGUAAUUAAGUUCGUUGAUGUAGAAUAAUAUUUCUGGCAGUGGCUUGUAAAUCGAAUGCGAAUCAUGAAAUGUUCGCGAGCAUGCAUCUAAGAUUUAAUAAAAAUGUUGGCCUUAUCUAGUUUGUUGCGAUGAGAGUUUUGGUUGUUGAAUUGGAAAUCAAUGAAGAAAAUACG
Messenger RNA from Cajanus cajan (pigeon pea), 894 nucleotides. Its product is annotated as auxin-responsive protein SAUR24. Gene Ontology annotation, biological process: response to auxin. Lineage: Eukaryota; Viridiplantae; Streptophyta; Magnoliopsida; Fabales; Fabaceae. The record is from RefSeq and is a predicted model, not a curated record.